Molecule: messenger RNA, 1215 nt
Organism: Lolium rigidum
Lineage: Eukaryota; Viridiplantae; Streptophyta; Magnoliopsida; Poales; Poaceae
Exons: 6
Coding region: 82-534 (150 amino acids)
Source: RefSeq, a predicted model, not a curated record
GCGACCUCCGGGCAUCUCGGCGCUCACAGAACACCCCAACCCAGGACCAGUCUCGAUCUCCAGAUUCAGACUGAGCCGGCGAUGCAGCGCCAUGGAGGCGCGCAAGGGUUCACCGAGCUGCUUCUCAGCAUGGGUUAUCCAGGUGUAGAUUCGGGAUGGAUCGAAAGAGAAGAGGUAAUCCCGGCGGAAUUCCGCUUGUACACGGAAAUCUGGAGCGGUGAGUCAAACAGCUCUGGGAGCGGCAGUGGCGGCGGCGGCUCCGGCGAGCUAUAUGACGGGCUGGACGGAGGUUCCAGGGCAUCGACGGAAGACGGCGCUCCCAGCCGCACAGUUUCGCCGAGAUCCCCGGAGCCAUGGGGCAACAGGGGUUGUGAUUUUGUUCCAGAAGAGUUGGAGGGAGAUUUUCCAUCUGGUCUAUACACCGAAACAAACGCGUCAACACACACGGUGAUUAGCUCAUCUGAUGGGGAGGAUCUGAAUACACAUGAGGAUUAUUGUUCAGAGAGGCCACAGGACACUCAGACAUUUUCGUAAGAUAGGUUAUAACUGUAGUUUGGCAUUCAUUUCAACCUGAGCAUCUGAUGAAAACAACACGGAAUGAGGCCAGGCAGUUACAAGUUUGGUUUAGGUACCCUACAGGUUGCAUGGAGUACUGUUUGAUCGUCCAAAUGAUCAAUGCCGUGCCAUGGAGAUUGCAAUUGGGGCGGUUCUUCCUCUGACAAAGCACAGGUGGUGCAAGUGGCAUGUUUUGCGCAAGGCAAAGGAAAACCUUGGGCCAAUGUAUGCUAAGAAUGCAGGCUUUCGGGACGAGCUACACAAGAUCUGCCACCAUAUGCUUACUAUAGAUGAAUUUGAGUCUGCGUGGGGAGAGUUGAUUGGAAAGUAUGCUCUUCAGGACCACCCAUUUUUUGACCCAGAUAUACGAUGUCCGCCAGAAAUGGGCGAAACCAUACUUCUCCGGAGUAUUCUGCGCUAGGAUGACCAGCACACAGGGUUCGGAGAGUGCAAAUCAUAUGCUGAAGUUGUAUGUGCCGCCUGGAUGCAGCAUGAAUAUGUUUGUUAGAGGUUAUAAUAAGUUGCAGUUCCAGAGAGAUGAGGAGGAAAACUUCGAGGAGAAGCGCAGCAGACUGUGCUGAGUUUUAUUAAACAGCGGCGGACCGAUCGAGAAGCAUGCAAGUAAGAUAUACACGCCGUCCCUGUUUGAACUGUUCGAAG